This is a messenger RNA of Miniopterus natalensis, 2469 nucleotides long. Lineage: Eukaryota; Metazoa; Chordata; Mammalia; Chiroptera; Miniopteridae. The record is from RefSeq and is a predicted model, not a curated record.
AUGGAGACAAACUUGGUUAAUGAGAAAACGAUAACGCAGAUGCGCCGGGAAGAGGCCAGUCGUGAGGAGGCGGACGCCGCGGAGGAGAUGGAGGCCGGGAAGCCGCGGCCGGUGCUGCGCUCGGUGAACUCGCGGGAGCCGUCCCAGGUCAUCUUCUGCAACCGCAGCCCGCGCGUCGUGCUUCCUGUGUGGCUCAACUUCGACGGCGAACCGCAGCCCUACCCCACGCUGCCGCCGGGCACGGGCCGCCGCAUCCACAGCUACCGAGGUCACCUUUGGCUCUUCCGAGAUGCUGGGACAUAUGAUGGGCUUCUGGUUAACCAAACUGAACUAUUUGUGCCAUCUCUCAAUGUUGAUGGACAGCCUAUUUUUGCCAACAUCACACUACCAGUGUAUACCCUAAAAGAGCGAUGCCUUCAGGUUGUCCGAAGCCUCGUCAAGCCUGAGAAUUACAGGAGACUGGACAUUGUGAGAUCACUGUACGAAGAUCUGGAAGACCACCCGAAUGUGAAGAAAGACCUGGAACGGCUGACACAGGAGCAUAUUGAAAAUCAACAGAUGGAAGAAGAGACUGAAGAUUUUAAUUGAAGUUUGCACUCCUGAGCCUCAGCUUUUGAUGGACCUGACUAUUCUUAAUCUAGAUAUAGGACUGGUCACUUAUUCUUGGUGUCAAGGUGUCUCAAUACUGGAGUAAAAAAUGCUCCAUUGCUUAAAAGAAAGUUAACUGACUUCUCUAGGUAUGUGAUGUUUAGGGGCAAAUAUCACAAAAUGUAAUGCCUGCGCUCUCUGGAAGUGUUUUUCAAGGGAAAGUAGUUGCAUUUUUGCCUCUUAGUAAGUCAGGAAAGUUUCUGUGUAAGAACCUUCAUGUAAUUCAGUGAAAACUCCAGCAUAUUCUUUGCUUGUGAGAAAGCAGCAGCAUCUGCUUUUAAUUGCAGUAUUGUGGUUGGUGUCUGCCUCCCGCUUUGAAAAGACUGUGAUGUCCUUGAGGCAGGGACAGAUCUAUCUGCUCUUUGAGACCCUAGUGCCUCUCACACUAUGAGCCUUCAUCAGUGUUUGUUGAAUGAACAAACCAAUGGAUACUUUGGUAGAAAGUGUUUGGAAGGUUUGCCCUUUUUUGCAAGGGGAAAAAUGGGGGACCUUAAAAUGUGUACAAUAAAUAAAUGUUUUGAAGGGAAUCAUUUUUAUAGAACACUUUUUAUAAUUUUCUAAAUUUUGUGCUUUUCUCUGUUCACUAUUGUUACAGUGCUGCUUUAUUUCUGUUUCUAAACCAGGAUUAGCUUUUUACAGUUACUGUGAUAACUUUUUUGAAACUUGACAUCUGCACAGAAGAUAGGAGAAAAUAGUGGUCCUUUUGUUUAACUCUGGUAUUAAGGAGAUACUACCGUACUGUAGAUAGGUUUCUGCCACGUGUGGUUAUUUCUGGCUUUUUUUUUGUAAGUUCAUGACAUUUCUGUUUGGUUCAGCAUUUUUCAUCAGGCAGGAUCUAGAUACACUUUGCACCUAGCUGGAGGAGAGCCCGAAGCUCUCUAAGCUCUGGGAAGUUACUGCUCACACACAGUGGAAUCAGAGAGUAGCCUGAAAUGUUUUAUAGUUUUAUAAAUGUACAAAUACUUUCUUAUAGGCCAGACUUAAAUUCAUUCAGUACUUCUAUCAGGCUUCCUUUUGUGUAACAGUUUUUAAAAAGUUCAAUAGAGAAAUUUUUGGAGAAGACAAAAAAGCAAAAGGAAGGAAAAGAUCACUGUAGAUAUAGUACUUAAACACAAUCACUAACUUAACAUUUUGAAUUUUCAACCCUGUUUAGGGCAGUUUUGGAUUGGUUUGUUUUUACAUAGUUGAGAUUAUACUGUAUAUACAGUUUUUAUUCUUUCUCAUUUAACUUUAUAACUUAAAUAUCUUUUCAUGGUAUCUUUAUAAGCUCUUCAUAGACAGUAGUACAAUCUAUCUUUUGUAAAUAAUGUUGGGCUAUUUCUUGGCGUCUUUAGUUCCUAUGCUAACUUCUGAGCACAAUCCCUGUGCUCUGCAGAGUGAAGUGAAUGAAACGAACACCCCACAGUCGUCUCACUAUCCUUUAAGCUUCACCCAGUCUGUUCCCCUCUUCCAACAUUCAGCAAAGUAGUCAUUUCUUUUUUAAGUAUGUUGUAAUACUCAUUCAGUGAUACACCUCUAAAUGUCUAAUUUUUUGUGUAGGGAAGGGGAAAUGCUGGUACUGAAGGUAGCAAUGUGAGAUCCAGAGUUGGCUACAGUGGGGAUUUAAGGAAGUCUGCUGGCGCUGGGUUAGUUAAGUGUUGGUUUUAUUUUAUUUUUAACCUGUCUUUGUGUCAAAAUGAGAUUUCAUGUUUCUCUUGUUAAAACAUGCAAUUUGAGUAUUGUGUGUUUUGGUAUUGUCCAAGUAAGACUGAAAACCUGUAGCAUGAAUAAUGUAUGUUUUUCGUUUGAAGUCUUAUGAAUGUAUUAAAUGUAUUAAGAGAC